This is a messenger RNA of Drosophila innubila, 1220 nucleotides long. RefSeq names its product neuroguidin. Lineage: Eukaryota; Metazoa; Arthropoda; Insecta; Diptera; Drosophilidae. Gene Ontology annotation, biological process: maturation of SSU-rRNA from tricistronic rRNA transcript (SSU-rRNA, 5.8S rRNA, LSU-rRNA). The record is from RefSeq and is a predicted model, not a curated record. The coding region runs from base 1 to 999 and encodes 332 amino acids. Gene Ontology annotation, cellular component: nucleolus; small-subunit processome. The transcript is spliced from 3 exons.
AUGGAACAGGCACUCGACUACGAUUGUGAGGUGCAGGGACAGCAGGACAUUCCGCAGGCCAUCCAGCUGCUGGGAGAGAUGAACAGCAAUGUGAAGCAGGUUACAGAUCUCGUCGAGGGAAUGCUGCAGCGUGUCAAGCGUGGUGAACUGAGCACAGAGUAUGGCCUGAGUUUUCUGGAGGUCAAGUAUCACAUGCUGUUGGACUACUUGAUCAACUUGACAUAUGUGGUGCUGCGUAAAUGCUCGGGAGAGACCAUUGAGGGUGAUCCUUCGAUUGAGCGCUUAAUUGAGAUACGCACUGUGCUGGAGAAAAUACGUCCCAUAGACUAUAAGUUGCGCUAUCAGAUUGACAAGUUGGUGAAGACGGCCACCACAGGUGUGUCGAGCAGCACAGAUCCCAUACUCUACAAGCCCAAUCCGGAGGAUAUGUUGAGCGCAGCAGGCGCCGGCGACGAGGAGGACGAUGACGAUCAGGCAGGCAGCGACAGUGAUGAGGAGGAAGAUGAAGAUGACGAGGCUGGCGCUGCGAAAAAGCCGCGCAAAGCAUCCACAGCUGGCAAAUCCGGAGUCUAUGUGCCGCCGCGCAUUAAACCCGUAUACUACGACGGCGAUGAACGUGACGCGGACAAGGAAAAGAAGGCUUUGGAUCGUGCCAAAAAGCGUGCUAUCACUUCAUCUAUGCUACAAGAUCUGAAGGAGGAGUAUUUGGAUGCGCCCACUGAGCUGUCAUCGGGCUCACGGGCUCAGCAGCUGCUCUCGAAGACGCAGAAGGAAAAGCAGGAGUAUGAGGAGGACUACUUGAUGCGUCUGCCUGUAACCAAAGCGGAGAAGCAUCGUCAGCGCAAGCUCACCACAUUGGGCACUCUUGGUGAUGAAAUUCUUGGCGAGAUUAGCCGCGAGUCGGCACUGCGUGGCGAUGGCGUUAGCAAAAAACGAAAAUUGGCCAAGACACGUGGCAAGGGAAAGAAACGUGGCGGCAAGAAGCGAAAGUUCCAUUAAUAAUGUCAAUCAAAUUAGUUUAUUAAUCAGUUAUAUUAAUUGUUUCGGUUACAGUUUUCCAUUGCUUUAAAUAUUUUCAAUUAUUAUUGUGCUUAAAAGUUAUUAACGAUUUACUUUCUGAUUGUGUUUUCAAUAGAUUAAUUAUAUUUUGUAAUUAUUAAUGAGUUAGUUAAGUUUCUUUUGAUUUGUAACUGAAAAUUUAAUAAAACCUCUUACAACUA